Messenger RNA from Vespa velutina, 6683 nucleotides. RefSeq names its product nicotinamide/nicotinic acid mononucleotide adenylyltransferase 3 (gene Nmnat). Gene Ontology annotation, biological process: NAD+ biosynthetic process. The record is from RefSeq and is a predicted model, not a curated record. The coding region runs from base 1668 to 2930 and encodes 420 amino acids. Lineage: Eukaryota; Metazoa; Arthropoda; Insecta; Hymenoptera; Vespidae. Gene Ontology annotation, molecular function: nicotinamide-nucleotide adenylyltransferase activity; nicotinate-nucleotide adenylyltransferase activity. The transcript has 5 exons.
AGAGAGAGAGAGAGAGAGAGAGAGACAGAGAGACAGAAAAAAGACGAGUGAAAAAUAUAAGGUUAAAGGGCACGCACUGUCAAUUCGUAAAUAUUGUCAUGACUCGAUCGAUUGAUACGCCUAUAUAAUCGUACCUCCAUUAUUAAAUGGCUGUAUGAAACUGAGAGGGAGAGAGAGAGAGAGCGAGAGAGAGAGAGAGAGAGAGAGAGAGAAGGAACAGAACACGUUAUUGAUACAAUUGAGUACGAUCUUUAUGCUUAUGAUUAUUAUUAUUGUAUUAAUUAAUUGAUUAUCAUUAUAAAUUACCAUUAACAGAACGAAAGUAGGAAAUAAACCUGACAGCAUCAAGGAAGGAAGAAAAUGAGGAAGAAAUAAAAUAUAAAAAAAAAAAAAAAAAAUGAAAAUUACAAAUAAAAAAUGAAAAAAGAAAAAAAAAAAAGAAAGGCAACCACUUAUAUUAUUAUUGUACAUACUUACUUGUAACUGCUAUUCGUAUUGCAGAGGUUUUUGUUCUCUUAACGAAUGAUUUCCUCGAUUCUCUGCGGAAAGGAAAGGAGAAACAAACAAACAAACAAACAAACAAACAAACAAACAAAAAAAAAACAAAAAGAAAACGUAAAUAAAAUAAAAUUUGUGUAUCAUUAAGCGACACCAUAACCACCCUUGUCACUACUUUUUUUUUUUUCACGCGUAGGAGAAGAAGAGCGGGAUUAGGAUAUUCGAGCGGUGAGAUGGAGAGAGAGAGAGAGAGAGAGAAAAAGAGUGAGCCACCAAAAAAGGAAGAUGGCCGACAACGGUAAUAAUAAUCACUCUAUGUAUUUCCUAACCUCGCUGCUAUAAAGCUGUUAUUCUAAAUCCUUCGGCGGUAUAUAUCAAAGUCCAGCAUACUUUACUAGAGACCGGCAGAGUUGCUAGAGGUACUUUAAAUUUACGUAAUAUUUGACGUAAGAAAAGGUAUUUUAAAAGGUUGCAUAAAUCGGGGUCAUAACUCUUGUCCUUGAAUGCACUUUUUCUUCGAUAAGACGACGUAGCGCCAUCUCGCGGCAAAUGAUUCGAACUAAAGUAUUGAUCUCUCUCUCUCUCUCUCUCUCUCUCUUUCGAUGUAACAAAAGUUAUGUCUGUAUAUAUGUAAGUAUUUCGCGAGUUAUACUUCAGUAGGUAGUAGUAAGCUGUAUAUAUCUGUCUGUAAAUCAUGCACUUUUAAAUUGAAAGCUUUCACUAGAUAGAAGGAAAGAAGAGAGAAAGGGAAAAAGUUUUGAGAUUUGCGUUUACAGUUAAAUGAUAUACCGAAAGGACGAAGUUGGAUGUACAUAAAUCCCAAUGAUCGUAUUUUCGUUGUUUCGAGAUCUAUUUAUUCUUUUUUUUUUUUUUUUCGGUCUUAAUCUAAAAAGAAAAAAACAUUAGACCAUUCGCUUUUUCUUUUAAUUAUGUUUCAUUUGAUACGAAAGAAUGCGAUAUUAUCAGUGGAAAGAAAAGAGAAAGAUAAAUAAAAUGUAUGUACAACUUGUUGACGCACGUUCAAAGAAAGGAAGUGUCGUACGUUCGAUUAAAACAAGAGACUGAAGGUCAUCUGAUAUCGAAAUACAAUGACAAGGUAAAAUAGUAUAUGUGAUUAAUACGAUAAGAUGAUAAUUUAUUUGAUGAGUUAUAUUUUCAGGUUAAUUUGAAUGUCGUUUGAUUUAGCUUUGAAAAAAAUUUAUCGUUUGACUUCGGUGGUAACGCGAUAUCAAGUAUGGCCGAAACGUCAGUCGGUGCGGAGUUUGCUCCGAUUUUACGAUGCUUGUUAUUACAGUUUUAUAACGCGAAUUCUUUGGUACAAGGUGUUACAAAAUCAAACAAUUUCAAGACGAAGGAUCAAGAAGUACGUUAACACGAUUGUCAGCACAUGCUUUUUGACAGAGAAAGAAAAAAUGUCACCUAAACGUAUUAUUCUUAUGUCUUGCGGAAGCUAUAACCCUCCAACCAAUAUGCACUUACGAAUGUUUGAAAUAGCAAGAGAUCAUUUACAUCGAAUGGGUCAUCAUGUAGUUGUUGGUGGAGUUAUAUCUCCAGUUCAUGAUGCAUACGCAAAGAAAGAACUUGCACCAGCGACCCAUAGAUGUUCUAUGCUACGUUUAGCAUUGCAGGACAGUGAUUGGAUUCGACUUUGUACUUGGGAAACAAGACAAAGCGCUUGGACUAGGACUAGAGCAUCUCUUCAAUAUCAUCAAAAUUUAUUAAAUCUAUUUUUGUUUGAUACAAACGAUGUUAGAAAUAAUGUAUCGAAAGAGGACUUAGAAUGGAUACCAGAGAAUAUUAGAAAUAGUGAGGAUCAAACGCCAAUUCAAAUCAAAUUAUUGUGCGGAGCAGAUCUUCUUGAAAGUUUUGGAAAAUCUGAUUUGUGGAUGGAGGAAGACAUAGAUACAAUAGUUGGUCAACAUGGACUCGUUGUCGUUACAAGAGAGGGCUCUAAUCCUAACAAAUUCAUAUACGAUUCGGAUAUUCUUUCAAGACAUAUGCAUAAUAUUCAUAUCGUGACGGAAUGGAUCCCAAACGAAGUCAGUUCAAGUAGAAUAAGAAGAGCAUUCAAAAGAGGCGAAAGCGUAAGGUAUCUCCUUCAGGAUUCUGUCAUUGAUUAUGUCCACAAAAAUGGAAUCUAUAACACAAAUUCUACUACUACGACAAUGUACAGCAAAACCUGCAUGCCUACUGUAAGACAGAUGAUAGUUGACUGUCUUGCUGCUCAUCCCUUGCCAAUCCGAUGUGGCCCCUGCCUUACUGCUAAAAGUACUAAUAAUGCUACUAACAAUCGCAGUAGUAAUGGCGCCAAUUGCGUUAGUAGCACGGCUAACAGCAACAUCAGCAACAGCUACAACAUCUUCAACAACAUCAACAAGAACAACAACAACAACAACAAUAACUACAACAACAACAAGAACGUACACCUAUGAGAGCGAGAGUGAGAGAGAAAGAGAGGGAGAGAGAGAGAGGGAGAGAAAGAGUGGGAGAGAAAGAAAGAGAGAGAGAGUGCUUAGAAUUCGCGAGAUUAUUAUAAUAUCGUGGUAUUACAGAGGAUUGCAACGAGAUCACAAAAAAUAGGUUAGUGCAGGAAUUUAUAUAUGUGUUUUCUUUCCCUUUCUUUUCUUUUUUUCUUCCUUUUCCUCAUUCAGUUUUCCUUUUAAUUAUUAUUAUCCCGUAGAGUGUUCGCGAUGAUAUUUGAUUUUUGAUUAAAAGAAAAGAAAAGAGAGAAAAAAAAGCAGGAAUUAGUAUCUUCUCCCUCAUUAAACAAUAUUGCAUUUUUAUAAUAUUCUUUUAAAGACAUUUCUCUUAAGUGCGGAUAUAUAUAUAUAUAUAUAUUUAUAUAUAUAUAUAUGCAUGUAAAUUAUAUUCGAUUAAGAAUCGAGAUAGAUGAUAAACAAGACGGAAAGGAACGGGAAAUUUGAUAAUAUCUCUCUUGGAAAGAAACUGAAUAAUUAAUAAUAUUUAUUUUAGAAAUAUCUAUGUGUAUACAGAAGAAUUACAUACAUAUAUGUGUGUAUAUAUUUUACAAAAAUACAUGUAUAAGCGAGAAUCGUUUAGUAUGAAAAUAUUAAGUACGUGUUUAUUAUUACUUUCAGAAUGACAUAGAAAUUUUUUAUGGAAUGUUAGUUUCUUAACAAAAGUCGAUUAAUUCGUUCGACUUUAUCGAUUGAUUCGUUACAUACAUACGCUACACAUGUAUGUAUACGAAUUUUUGAUUGAUACAUAUGUAUAUGGUUAGAGACUGAUUUAUAAUCGUCCAUGUGCUGGGAUCGACCAUUUUUGUUUUUUUUUUUUUUUGUUUUUUAGUUAUCUGUUGGUUUUUUUGAUAUAUACGUAUACAGGAUGUUCCUUUUAAAUCCGAACAUCUACAUAUUUUGAUUGGUUUGAGCGUAAUAAAUAAUAAAUCAUAUAAAACAAAGUUGUACCAUUCGAAGAAUAUAAUGUAAUGGUAUAAACAUUCUCUUUUUUUUUUUUUUUUAUGUUUUAAUUUACAAGAUCAUUUAUGCGAGAGAUAUCGGUAUUUAUUCAUUUUAUUAUGAUAAUAUAACAGCUAAAUAAUAAAAAAUAAUACGUAUUCGUGAGGUACGAGUUGUUGGACUUUGAAAUGACUGGGACAAAAAAAAAGAAAUAAUUAUAUUUAAUAAAAAACAAAUGUAUAAAUUAUAAAAGUAAAAAAGUUUAAAUUCUAUUGACGUAACUUAUUUACCUUUUAUUAUUAUUAAUAUUUACCCUUUUUAAGAUAUUAUCUUUUAAACGGGCUAUGUUCUGUAAAUAUAUUUUUUUCGCGCUCAAUCAAGAAGAAAUAUUUGGAUAUUCGGAUUGGAGAGGAAGCAUUUAAAUUUUGAAAAGUAACCACAUACGUAGCAUAUGAUUAUGUUAAAGUUAUAGAUCUUUUUUUUUUGGUCUUUGAUAAAAUUCUCCAUCUAUUUUUACUAUAAAGCAGUGAAAUUUUUUCUAUAGAUUCUCUUUUUUUUCCUUUCUUUUUUUUUCUUUUUUCUUUUUUUUUUUUUAAGGCAGCUAAUAUAUAAACAGUCCUGAUGAAAGGCGCUUAAUGUUUAUAAUAAUUUUUAUCGUCGUGCUUAUCCUUUCCUCUUUAUCUCCCUUUUAUUUCAACGAAAUAGCCUUACGAAUUAAUUAAUUAAUUAAUUAUUUGAUAAAUUAAUUAAUUAAUUAAUCAAUUAAUUAUAACUAUUACCAGAGAAGAAAAUAAUAAUUAUAAUAGAAAGUCGAGCACGAAAUUAUAUGUAGAUAUAAGUUUAUAUUUAAAAAAAAUACAGAAGAAAAACAAAUACCAACUAUCUUGGUGAAAUAGCCUUACGAAUUAAUUAAUUAAUUAAUUAAUCAAUUAAUUAAUUAACUGUACCUCCAACAAGAGGAGGAGAUUAAUAAUAUAUAUAAUGGAGAGUUGGCGAUCGAAUCUACGAGAACGAAACUAUAAGUACACAGAAAUUAAUAUUAAAAGAGAAAAAAAAAAAGUACAGCAGAAAAUUAAAAUAUCAAUUACCAUCGACAACAACAAUAACUGCAAAAACAACAACAGCAACAACAUCAACAGCUAUUACUAUUAUUACUACAACAACAACAACAACAACAAGAACAAGAACAAGAGCAACAACUUCAACAACGUAAUCUAUUACUCGCACGUUGUAUAUGUUUGUAAUAUCGUAUUUAAAAUGUUAUGCUAAAAAUUGUGAAUCAUAUUAUUGAAACAUGUAUGACUAAAGAGGAUAAAGGAAAUAAAUCAUGAAAGAAGGAUGAUGUUUCGACUUGAAUUAAGAAAAGUGAAAGGAGUAUAUAAAUAUAUAUAGUUCAAGGAUGACAUGAUUUUGCAAAUGAGACAACUCAUUUUCAUAUCUUGCUGAUAUAAUUUAAUUUUUAUAUAUAUUUUAAUAAUGAUUUUAAUAUCAUUGGUAAUUAUUAAUCAAAUUAAUAAACAAAACUCUUUGUUUGUUUUCAAUUAAGAAAUUAUUAUUAUUAUUUCUUUCUUUUUUUUUUCUUUUUUUUUUUUUUUUUUCUUUAAAUAAUUUUUUAUAUCUUUUCAUAAAGACUAAAAUUAUAAUAGAUGAUCCGAUUAUCUUUGAAUCUUCAUGAAAUAUUUCAAUAUCUUUUUGAAUUUUUCUGUUUCAUAUCAUAACUCGUAUACGUUUGUACGUGCAAUAUAUCCAUUCGAAUAUCAAAAAUAGAAUUACUUGAAACGAAGUAAUUUUAUUCGGAAAUAAUCGUUAGUUCGUUUUCAUUUUUGAUUUCAAGAUGAUAGCAUAUAAAAAGUUACAAAAAACUUUUUUUUCUUAAUUACUCUGUACAAAAGAUAUUUAAUUAUGAUUAAUUAAAUUCACGUAGGAAUAUUUAUUAAGUUCUAAUAAUGUGAUCGAUUGUGCCUAACAAAGAAAUAACAUUUUCUGUUUCGUAUAGAAGUAUUGAUUUUUAUUACUUUUUACAAACAUAAGCAAACACACAUACACAUACACACACAUAUACGGACACACGUAAUAUAUAUAUAUAAUAUUUACGAUUACAUCGUUGUUAUAGAAUUAUAAUGUUCCGAAAUGUAAAUGAAAUUUAACUUAAGUCAAAUUAUCCUUCGUUAUCGUUGAAAUAAUAUCUAUUUAAUAAAAUAUAAUCGAUAAAAACAUCUUCACUCAAUUAAGUUAAAAAAGAUGAAUCAAAGAAAUUACUUUAUUGUUAUUUCUUUAUUAUUAUUAUUUUCAUCUUUUUUUUUCUUUCUUCCUCUAAAAGUUAAAACGAGGCGCAUUACAUUGAUAUUCUAAAAUGGUAUUAUAAAUAAAAUUCAAAAUAAAAAUUUAUCGAACUAUAUUAUACAUAUCAUAUUUAUCCUCGCACAAAUAACUUUAUCAUAAUUUUUCUACAUUGAGAUAUUAAAAAAUAAUAAUCAAAAUAUUUUCAAUUUCCUUUUGUUUUUGAAAUAUUUUAUAUUUUUCGUAAUUAAAAAGAAAUAUUUUAAUUUAUUUACCACAAUAAUAAUAGGAAGCAAUGCUUAUUUUUUGAUCGCAUCUUUUGAAUAGACAAAUGAUUUGAGAGAAAAUUUCUUUUUAUAACUUUUUAUAAUAUUAAUAUAUCGAAAGAUUAAGUGUUAUUAUUGAUUGAACUAUAGUCGCUCAUCACGAAAAAAAAAAAAGAAGAAAAAAAGAAAAAACAGUAUUUACAUACUAUUAAAGUCAUCC